Actinia tenebrosa (Australian red waratah sea anemone) is the source of this 776-nucleotide messenger RNA. RefSeq lists its product as uncharacterized. The record is from RefSeq and is a predicted model, not a curated record. NCBI's taxonomy places the organism in Eukaryota, Metazoa, Cnidaria, Anthozoa, Actiniaria, Actiniidae.
UAGUAGUACAAGACGAUUCUGCGUUGCACGGAUGGUCGAGCGUGGUUGAUCGUGGUUGGUUCAGUUUAGUAGUCUUUUUUCGCUUAAUACUUCUGGUUAUAUUACAUCUUUAAUAUCACAGGAUAUAUCAAGGACAAUAACAUAUCAUGGUAUAUCAAAAGUUAACACAUAUGUGCCUUCGUUGUAUUCAAAACAAACGUACACUAGCGAAAGUCGUUGGGUUAACGUUUUCAUGGCUGUUGAUGUUCCAGCUUCUAGUACUGCUGUGGCUUCACGAGGAAAAGAAAGAUCAAAUCCCAAUACCACGGUUUUUCACUAAAAACCUUUCUUCCAAUCAGCUGGCUGCUCUAACCACUGCAAACAAUGAAAAAACGAAAACCCAGAAUUUUGUAGUAAUUACAUGUAAACGUCCUUCUAAUAACACCAAGGUCUCCGAUUUCAGAAUUAUUGACUCAGUUUCAAAUCUUCCGCAUGAUACAAAAGCCAAGUACAUCGUAAUAAUCCCCCACAGAACAAAGAAUUCUUCAUUGGGGUUAAACAUCUUGGAGAAAAAAGAUCAACGUAGUAUGAUGUUUCUGGCAGAAAUCCUGACCUCUCUUGAGGAUUUGGACGGCGCUACUUGUGUAUCUAAGGCGGUCUUGUCAGAUAUGGUGGAGACUUACGAUAUGUUUUCGAGAGAGUUACUCGGCCUUCCAUGGUCGAAAAUAUUUUUAAAUUCAUCUUGGUGUAAUUUCGCUAGAAGGAAUUGGAGUAUUCAGAUAAGGAACAGGGGGUCA